Molecule: messenger RNA, 2905 nt
Organism: Canis lupus familiaris (dog)
Lineage: Eukaryota; Metazoa; Chordata; Mammalia; Carnivora; Canidae
Gene: TMEM260
Product: transmembrane protein 260
Exons: 16
Coding region: 99-2222 (707 amino acids)
Source: RefSeq, a predicted model, not a curated record
GCCGCCGCGCGGGCUGCGCUCGCCUCUCGCCCGGGAAGCUCCGGGCCGCCGGAGUCCUGGGGCCUGCCGCGGCCUCCUUCCCCGGGCCCCAGGGGCCCAUGGGUCUCCAUGGCGACGGCAGGGGCCCGGCGGGGGGGCGAGCUGCCCGGGUGGGGCCGCGGCGCUCCGGGGGCCUGCGCGGCGGCUUGGCCGUGUUCGCCGCCGUGGCCGCCGUGUUCACCCUCACGCUGCCCCCCUCGGUGCCGGGGGGAGACUCGGGGGAACUGAUCACAGCCGCACAUGAGCUUGGGGUUGCCCAUCCUCCUGGCUAUCCUUUGUUCACUCUGGUGGCUAAACUAGCAAUUAUACUCUUUCCUUUUGGUUCAGUUGCCUACCGCGUCAAUCUUCUGUGUGGCUUCUUUGGAGCAGUAGCUGCAUCAUUACUUUUUUUCACCGUUUUCAGGCUUUCUGGCUCAUAUGCUGGAGGAAUCCUUGCUGCGGGGGUGUUUUCAUUUUCUCGUCUAACAUGGCAGUGGUCCAUUGCAGCAGAGGUUUUUAGCUUAAACAAUCUGUUUGUGGGGCUGCUUAUGGCUCUUACUGUACAUUUUGAGGAGGCAGCAACUGCAAAAGAAAGAUCAAAGAUAGCUAAAAUUGGUGCUUUCUGCUGUGGCCUUAGCUUAUGUAAUCAGCAUACAAUAGUACUCUACGUUUUGUGCAUAAUACCAUGGAUUCUCUUUCGACUUUUAAAAGAGAAGGAACUCUCCCUGGGCUCUUUGUUGAAGUUAAGUCUGUACUUCUGUGUUGGUUUGCUGCCCUACGUCUACCUUCCUGUCUCAUCCUACCUCAAUCAAGCCCGUUGGACCUGGGGAGACCAGACAACAUUGCUAGGAUUUUUGACACAUUUUCUCAGGGAAGAAUAUGGAACAUUCAGUCUGGCCAAAUCUGAAAUAGGAUCCAGUAUGUCUAAAAUUUUGCUUUCUCAAGUAACAAGUAUGAGGACCCAGCUCUCAUUCAACAUUCAAGCCCUUGCGAUUUGGGCAAAUAUAUGUUUAGCAAGAAAGGACAGACAGACUCCAUCUUUAGUAUGGCUUUUUACUGGAAUGUUUUGCAUUUAUUCACUGUUCUUUGCUUGGAGGGCGAAUUUAGAUAUUUCAAAGCCACUUUUCAUGGGUGUGGUGGAAAGAUUCUGGAUGCAGAGCAAUGCGGUGGUGGCUGUCCUUGCUGGCCUCGGCUUGGCUGCGCUUGUUUCUGAGAGUAAGCGAGUGCUGAACACCAGUGGGCUUCAGUGGUUGGAAUGGCUUUCAGCAACUCUUUUUAUAAUUUACCAAAUAUAUUCCAAUUUCAGUAUUUGUGACCAAAGGACCAACUAUGUGAUUGAUAAAUUUGCAAAGAACCUUCUAGCUUCUAUGCCUCGUGAUGCAAUUAUCUUACUCAGAGGAGAUUUGCCAGGGAAUUCUCUCCGUUACAUGCAUUAUUGCGAGGGACUGAGGCCAGAUAUUUCACUAGUGGAUCAAGAAAUGAUGACUUAUGAGUGGUAUUUACCCAAGAUGGCAAAGCAUUUACCUGGUGUCAACUUUCCUGGAAACCGAUGGAAUCCUGUGGAAGGAAUAUUACCUAGUGGAAUGGUCACGUUUAAUCUUUAUCAUUUUCUUGAAAUAAAUAAACAGAAAAAAACAUUUGUUUGCAUAGGAAUUCAUGAAGGUGAUCCAACGUGGAAAAAGAACUAUUCACUGUGGCCCUGGGGCUCUUGUGACAAAUUAGUUCCUUCAGAGAUUGUAUUCAACCCUGAGGAGUGGAUUAAACUUACAAGAAAUAUUUAUAACUGGACCGAAGAAUAUGGAAGGUUUGAUGCGUCUUCUUGGGAGUCUGUGGCCAAUGAAGAGAUGUGGCAAGCAAGGAUGAAAACACCAUUCUUCAUCUUUAACCUGGCAGAAAGUGUGAGCGUCCCUUCAGCUGUGAAGGCUCAACUCUACACUUACGCAUAUAACCUUUAUAAGGAGAUUGUCUAUUUACAAAAGGAACACCCAGUGAAUUGGCACAAGAACUAUGCCAUCGCCUGUGAGCGGAUGUUACGCCUCCAGGAAAAAGGCACAGACCCUGAAGUCUUGAUAUCUGAAACCAUCAGACACUUCCGUCUCUACACCCAGAAAGCACCAAAUGAUCCCCAGCUGCCUGAUAUUUUAAUUGCUCUAAAGCACUUAAGAAAAGAACUGCAAAGUCUGAGAAAUAUGAAAAAUGUCUGAGGCAGCAGAAUGUGAAAAACCUGCUCAUCAUUCAGCUUCCAAAAUUCCGAAGUCCAGAAGUUUUUCCUCCAAGAAAAAAAAUUGCAAAAAAAAAAGAAAGAAAGAAAGACUAAGUCCUCUCCCAUCACUAAGCAAUACUAUUUAGUGGGAUGUUUUAGUUAUUGUGAUGUGGUGGGUAUGCAAAUUCUGUUUAUCCCACAUCACCAAAUUAGCAUUUCAGUGAGAAUCUUCCAGAAAACAUUCCUACUUCCUCAGUCUUUCACUUAAUGACUUUGCUUGGUUAGAUGCUAGAAGAGAAUGGACGAUUUUCAAGUACUUUCAACAUCGAUUGCAAAUCUUUUAAGGGCCCCUGCUUACUGGGAUAAGUUUUGAAGAUUAAAUUCUUAAAAUAUUAAUACCAGACCAAAGACACAUUUUCUGUCUCCCAAAAGCGAUUUUUUUAAGAGUGAAUCUUGCUCUGCUUCAAGUUAAAAUACUUUUUUUUUCUUUUAAGUGGCUAUGGUUGUUACAUAAUUUCACAAUGCAAGCCAAACACCAACCCAGUGAAUAUUUUUUAAAAAGUUGGAGUUUUAUUGUCUUUGAUAAUUCUCUGAAAUCAUUAAAAAAUAAAGCUAAUUUGUUGUUUGCUCUCUUUCAGUUGCAUAAAGUGGCAAAUAAAAAGGAUUUUGUAUUUCCUCACUUAA